AUGGCCGACAAGUUCCCCUCUGUUGAGGACCUCGAUUCUGACGCUACCGCCGAUAACAACAUGGACACCACUCAAAUGUCUGAUGAGCCUUCAGACUUCCUAGCCCGUGAGCGCGCUCUCCUUGGUGACGAUGCCGACCAAUUCGCGACUCUCGCCGACAACGCCGCUACCGUUGAGAAUGACGACGACGACCUUCUUGGAGGAGGCCAGUCCUACCAGCCUCCCGCCGACCACGAGAUGGGUGGCUUCGAAUCCAGUUUCCCUGCUAUUGACACAUCAAACGAGGUCCGUCCCCCUGAUCUCCUCGUCUACCAUCAGACAGCACUUUCUGACGCGCAUAUCCAACACAGGNGAGUAGCACCCGGCGGCACAAUCACCGGAUCCACACUACCAUACCAGCCCAAAUCCAACCAAGCCUCAUACGAAGACGAGUCCGAACCCGACGUCAUCCGCGAAUGGCGCGAGCGCAGAGACAUGGCUCUCCAGCACAGAGACGAGGUCUCGCAGAACAAGAAGGAAGAGACCGUCAAAGCCGCCCACCAAGCCAUCGACGACUUUUACGAGAACUACAACAACAAGAAGGACAAGACCGUCUCCCAGACCCGCAAGGACGCAGAGGAAUUCCUCAAGUCUAGAGAGGACACCACUGCCGGAGGAACCAGCUGGGACAGAGUCUCCAAGCUUGUCGAUCUUAGUGGAAAAGGCAGCUCUGGUGGUGCUCAGGGCUCGGCAAAGUCCAAGUUCAGAGAACUGUUGCUUAACCUUCGCAAGGACGAGAACGCCCCCGGCGCCAGCGGCUACUAG
Messenger RNA from Aureobasidium vineae, 804 nucleotides. The record is from the annotation of a GenBank genome assembly. NCBI's taxonomy places the organism in Eukaryota, Fungi, Ascomycota, Dothideomycetes, Dothideales, Saccotheciaceae.